UUCAAUCCCCAGUAUUGCAAAAACACUCUAAAGUAACCCAGAUGAUAUUCAUACAGCAAAGUCUGGCUUCAGAGUCUAUGGAAGGAGAAAUUUAUAACUUCUGGAUUCUGGUAAAUUUCAUUGUCCCAUUUAAUCCUGAUUCACCAAUCCUAACCCCCACUUCACUUCAGUAAAGAUCUCAGAUUUAAAAAAGCUUUCUGAGCAUUUUAAAUUUUAAAUUUUUACUGGUUCCUUAAAAUGCAGCCACAAUUGUCUUCAAGGCAUAGACCAAAUAGUAUUAGCUGAUUUAGGUAAUCAGGUCCAUAUUCGCAGAGUCCCUUUUUAGAGCUGAGGCGGUAGGGAAUCAGUAGCUUUUUCAUGAACAAAACAUCGGCUUUACAUUCUACUUUUCAAGAAUCCUGUACAAAAAAGCACGGGUUCUUAACUUGUGAUCCUGGGUCCCUAGAAUGGAUGAAUUUUCCCAAAAUAGGCAGAAAGAAUUGUUAUAUUUGCCUUUUUUCCAUCUUUAAAAUAAUUUCAAUGUCGUUCUAAGUCGUCUAUUCCAAAAAUAACUGCCGGUUAACUUAGGUCACUUCUACUAUCCAAUAGCGAGAAAUCAAUCUUUGUGGCACCUAUUAAUUAAUGUCUCCUUUUCCUGCAUUUGAGAAAAGGAAAUCGAAAACGUCUUAAACCGCUGUCGCUUCUUUGUUGACCGACGGAAGGGACCCUUUCGGGAAGGGACCUGGUGGGCUGCGGGUUGGAGAGCCGCUGCCAAGCCCACGCGCCCAGUUCUGAAUUCUUCACCUUAUUUAGAGAUCGUUACCAACUAGACCCUAGGAACAACCGGACCAGUCGUCACUCGAAGUAGGGAAGCCGCUGCAAGCAGUUCCUGACCCGGAAUCAGAUCGUGGUCCCGCCCCCUACGCGCCAGGCUUCCUCCUACAACAGGCGUGGGUCACGCUCUCGCUCGGUCUCUUUCUGCCGCCAUCUUGGUUCCGCGUUCUCCGCACAAAAUGCCCGGUGAAGCUACAGAAACCGUCCCUGCUACAGAGCAGGAGUUGCCACAGCCCCAGGCUGAGACAGGGUCUGGAACAGAAUCUGACAGUGAUGAAUCAGUACCAGAGCUGGAGGAGCAAGAUUCCACACAAGCAACCACACAACAAGCCCAGCUGGCUGCAGCAGCUGAAAUCGAUGAAGAACCAGUCAGUAAAGCAAAACAAAGUCGGAGUGAAAAGAAGGCACGGAAGGCUAUGUCCAAAUUGGGUCUUCGGCAGGUUACGGGGGUUACUAGAGUCACUAUCCGGAAAUCUAAGAAUAUCCUUUUUGUCAUCACAAAACCAGAUGUCUAUAAGAGUCCAGCUUCAGAUACCUACAUAGUUUUUGGGGAAGCUAAGAUUGAAGAUUUAUCUCAGCAAGCACAGUUAGCAGCUGCUGAGAAAUUCAAAGUUCAAGGUGAAGCUGUCUCGAACAUUCAAGAAAAUACACAGACUCCAACUGUACAAGAGGAGAGUGAAGAGGAAGAGGUUGAUGAAACAGGCGUGGAAGUUAAGGACAUAGAAUUGGUUAUGUCACAAGCAAAUGUGUCAAGGGCAAAGGCUGUCCGAGCCCUGAAGAACAACAGUAAUGAUAUUGUAAAUGCUAUUAUGGAACUAACAAUGUAACCAUCUGAAAGGAAGACUUUUUUGGUGUUUCAAAAAGGUCACGGCAGUGUGGUUUGAAAUUUGUACUGUUUCUAUCACUAAUAAAGUUAUGACUUAUUGGAUGAA
Heterocephalus glaber (naked mole-rat) is the source of this 1745-nucleotide messenger RNA. NCBI's taxonomy places the organism in Eukaryota, Metazoa, Chordata, Mammalia, Rodentia, Bathyergidae. The record is from RefSeq and is a predicted model, not a curated record.